This is a messenger RNA of Labeo rohita (rohu), 1443 nucleotides long. RefSeq names its product arylamine N-acetyltransferase, pineal gland isozyme NAT-3-like. Gene Ontology annotation, molecular function: acetyltransferase activity. NCBI's taxonomy places the organism in Eukaryota, Metazoa, Chordata, Actinopteri, Cypriniformes, Cyprinidae. The transcript is spliced from 2 exons. The coding region runs from base 270 to 1136 and encodes 288 amino acids. The record is from RefSeq and is a predicted model, not a curated record.
AACAAACAGAUAAGCAUUCCAGUAUCGGUGACCAGACAGGCUACUCUGUGAAACAAUCAUUUGAAUAGCAAUAGUAAUGAACACUGUGUGUUGACUUGUACAGACAGGUUCGGCUUUGUGGAUUUUGCCCUGUCUUUAUCAUUUAUACUGUAGUUAAUUUAUUACUCUGGGGUUCAAGGGUGUGUUACUCAGUUCCCUCAUUUUGCAGACGUUCUUUUUGAGCAUUGCUGUUCCUUCAGCUCUCACUGGAUUCAUCUUAACGGGAUAUAAUGGACCUGAAAGAGUACUUGAACAGAAUUAGGUUUACUGGCCAAUAUGACAAAGCCGACCUGGACAAUUUGUUCACCAUUCACAAACUGCAUGUUAUGAAUAUUCCGUUUGAGAACGUCGGCAUCCAUUCUGGCGAGAGGAACACUAUGGACCUGCAGAUUAUCUAUGACAAAAUAGUCAAGAGCAAUCGAGGAGGCUGGUGUUGUGAAAACAAUCUCUUGUUCUCAUGGGUUCUGAAGGAGAUGGGAUACAAAUUCACCAUACUAGGCGCCAGAGUGUACAACUCUCAGGAACAGCAGUUUCUCCCCAUAGACUGUCAUUUCAUCAAUCUGGUAGAGAUUGAUGGAAAGCAGUACAUUGCAGACGUGAGCUUUGGAGUGUCGUGCCAAAUCUGGCAUCCCUUAGAGUUGAUAUCGGGUAAAGACCAGCCACAGCCUCCAGGCGUAUUUCGCCUCAUAAAUAACGGGAUGAAGUGGGUUUUGGAGAAGACUAACAGGAAGCAACUGGUCCAAGAUCAGGCCUUUGCCAAUUCCAGCCUCGUUGACAAACGGCUCACCAAAACAUUAUACUCCUUCACAUUAACACCCCGUGAUGCAGAUCAUUUCCAGGAGGCGUCAGAUUUGCUGCAGACUAGUCCAGAAUCUCUGUUCAUGCUCAAAUCCAUUUGCUCCCUUCAGACACCCACAGGCUACAGAGUUCUGAUUGGAUGGACGUACAGUGAGGUCACAUUCAAAGAAGACUCAGACUUGGUGGACAUGAAGAUUAUCCCAGACUGUGAGAUAGAGGCUUUACUGAGAGAAAAGUUUAACAUAGUGCUGGUUAAUAAAUUCACACCCAAAAACAACAAAGCUGAUUAUUGCAUCUAGUACUCAGAUACUCCACUCAUCUAAUACUUUUAGUAAUCAGUGUGUUUUGUUUUACUAUUAACAUUAAAAUUGUACUUUGUAAAGGCUCUCAGUCAUUUAUGUUUUAUCUUUCUUUUAUUAUUUUGUUAUCGAAUCAUCUUUAGAUACAUAUGUUAUAUAGACUGUAAAACCGAUGUCUUAAUGUUACAAAUGUCACAGGACAAUGUGGAGCAAUAAUUUUCCACUGUAUUUGUUUGACAUAAUACUUGUUGGAUUUGUACUUGUCAUGACGUAACCAACAUUAUUCAGUAAACUGUGCUCAUGAUUA